Anopheles darlingi is the source of this 4719-nucleotide messenger RNA. RefSeq names its product vascular endothelial growth factor receptor 2-like. Gene Ontology annotation, cellular component: signaling receptor complex. The transcript has 13 exons. The record is from RefSeq and is a predicted model, not a curated record. The coding region runs from base 348 to 4565 and encodes 1405 amino acids. Gene Ontology annotation, biological process: cell surface receptor protein tyrosine kinase signaling pathway; positive regulation of kinase activity; protein phosphorylation. NCBI's taxonomy places the organism in Eukaryota, Metazoa, Arthropoda, Insecta, Diptera, Culicidae. Gene Ontology annotation, molecular function: ATP binding; transmembrane receptor protein tyrosine kinase activity.
UCAAUCCGACAAGUGAUAUAGUGAAUGUACUCGAAAAAUUGUGCGACGAUGUAGUUCCUCUACUAUUUGUCGUUUAAAUAUUCAAUUCGUUUGAUUUUCGUGCAAGUCCGUGGAAAGUUACGACUAGGAACCCUAAUUCAUACCAUGUAUAAAUAGAACAACUUUUACAGAGAAAACAAGUGAUUUUUAACAUUACUUUUAACACUUAACUUAAACAAAGCAGUGUUGUAUGUGCAAAAAUUUAUUUAAUUAAUUCAAUGUAGAAAAAUCCUUCAAAUCUUAGUGGAGUGUAGGACGGGCUACAGAGUAUCAUAAGGUUUUGACGAAGUAGUUCAUAGGACGGCGAUAUGAUGGUACGAAUAAUUUUUAGGUUUUCACUUUUAAUUGCCGUACUAACCGUUGUGAUCCAAACGUUGGUCGUGAAAGCUGCUGAUGAUAUUUUUGUUGUCGAGGAUAACGAACCAGAAAUAGUUCCACAUGACGAAACUACAAAUCUAACAGUUGGUUAUGUAGUGCUUGAGUUUGGUAUAACUUGGAACAUCACCUGUACAUCUGAUCAACCCAUAAUUUGGACGUAUUUUGAAGCAUCGUACGAUUGGGAGCCAAAUGUAACCACCACGGAAAUCAUUUCGGAAAAUGCGUAUAGACCGUACAGAAGCGUGCUUCAUAUUAGAAAUACAUCAGCUGCAAGUGUUGGCCGAUAUUAUUGCGUGAAUUCUGCGGCUUGGCCAGAGAGGCAGAAAAUACUGUUAGACGCAUUGGUAACCGAAAAUUCGGCAGUUACUCUAUAUGUAUACGUGAAUGACACACAGCAGAAUUUGGUGCCUUUAAACGGAGGGCUUACCUUCAUUGUUUAUCCCCACGAAAAUGUUUCUUUUCCCUGCAAACCAUCGCAGCCUGGGAUUUACCCGAGACUCUGCACCGAUGAUAAGCCGAACAUUUGUUUUAAUAUCACUGAUCCAACCAAGGGAUUUAUACUGCACUAUGAUGAGUUCAAGCCUAAGAGAUUACAGUUAUACUGCAAAUUUAACAACAAAAUAAUCUACAAAAUGUACUUAUUUAGAGCUGUAAGGCGAAAGCUGCUGGUUUCUUCAAUGAAAGGAAUGGAAAAUAGGACUAUAUACCUUGAAUCAUCCCUCACGCUAACUUGCAGUUUCCUGUAUGAGUGGCAUGUCCCUGAGAUCAGAUGGAAAGUUCCUCCAUAUAGUCGACACAUCAGAAAGGACGAAAGAAUUAAAAUUCGUCGCCUAGAUGUGAUGAAGAACUCGACGGAAACGGAUGAGUAUCUUGCAACACAGGAGCUUUUUAUAGAAAAGGUUUCGUACGAGGACGACGGAAACUAUCGAUGCGAAAUAUCAACAGAUGAUAACUUUCUAUAUGAUAGUUACAAUUUGUACGUUCGCCAAUCUGGUAAAGACUAUGUGAAGCUAAUGGAAAAGACCAAAACCGGAAUUAUUAACUGGAAGCAAAAUGACACUAACAUAUGGAAACCCAUUGAAAUAUCCGUACAGUAUCGAUCAUAUCCUCGAAAUAUUUCGUAUACUUGGUUCAAAAAUAAUGAAGAAUUAAUAAUUAAAAAAACUGAAAACACGAGAUAUGUGUUGAAGAAAUCGAAAUACAAUAUCAGACUAACGAUACUCGAACCGACGGUCCAUGAUACGGAUGUGUACAGCGUUACUGUCCAUGCUGGAGACGCAUCAAAACGCUGCAAUGUAUCGGUUUUCGCAUACGCUAAGCCAACGGUGGAGCUGACUAGUAUUGAAGCGGGACCGAACGAAACUGUCCAAUAUGUAUGCAGUAGUACAGGUUACCCUUUGCCAGAGAUACAGCUUUGGUUUAAACCUUGCGAUGAUGUCCCUUGGCAGAACUGUUCGAUAGAGGAGACACGGUCAACAGGGUGGAAUGAGACUGAGAACGAGCGGAAGGAUACGUUGAUUUCAACAUCGCGCGUCUAUAUCAAAAUAGCGAAUCAGUCAGGAGUGGUCUACUGUGCGGCUCAAAAUUCCGAAGGAAAUGCAACUGCCCGAGCAGAUUUGCUUGUUAGCGAUCAGAUAAUAGAGAGAGUCACCUUGAAGCUCGUACAUCCUCAAACGACAGCGACCAUCGGAGACAACAUAACGAUUUCUUGUUCAGCUGUGGUUUACUAUUAUACCAAUGAGACAUUUUUUGAGUACAAGGGUAAAAAGCUGAACGAAUCCAAACGGAUAUGGGCUUCAAAUGUCAGCUACGUUGAGAGUCCAUCAUAUGUGUGGGAGGCAAAUUUCAUCAUCGAAAAUGCUACUCUAGGAGAUUCCGGUAACAUUUCAUGUUUUGUGGAGAAUCGAAAUGGAACAACUAAACGUUACGAUUUCAAUUUGACGAUUUAUACGCCAAAAGCAGCGACAAUAGAAAACCAUUUGAGUGUUGAAAGUUUUUCAUAUGAUUUGGAUAGUCCAAUUGAGCUAGUUUGCAAUAUCGGUGGAGUUCCCGAGCCUCAAGUCACAUGGGUCAAGGUUUAUGAUUCAGGCGAAGAAGAGCUCAUUCCAGAAAAGAAUGACAAAAACAUAACUAUAAAGAAGCAAAAGAAUCGCAGUGUGCUCACCGUCGCCAAAUUGCAGUACAACGAUACUGGGGAGUAUAAGUGUACAGCAGAGAACAAGAUGAAGGUUGUCUCGAAGUCCUGGAAGGUGAACAUACGCCCUGCUUGGUUAAAAGAGUUUAUGAUAUUUUCCAUCGUAUCUCUGCUCCUUCUGUUGAUAGCAGCAGUAGUACUGUUUAUUCAUUUCUAUUACAAAAAGAAAAAGGAGGUGGAAGCCAUGAAGGAGGCCGGUUUGGCAUACUUUGAGGAAGGAAACCUGGACUGUUACAAUCCUGCUUUGGCGCUAAACGAGCAGGCUGAUCUCCUGCCGUACAAUGCGGAUUAUGAGUUCCCGUUAGAAAGUCUUGUGCUUUUAGAACAGCUUGGCGCUGGUGCGUAUGGUGUGGUGAUGAAAGCAAAGGCCAUUGGUAUAAAGGAACACGAGAAUGAAACAACAGUGGCUGUGAAAAUGGUUAAAAAGCAAGCCGACAAUGAGGCUAUCCUGGCGCUUGUUACGGAACUCAAGAUAAUGAUUCAUUUAGGCCAGCAUGUGAAUGUUGUCAACUUACUUGGUGCAGUUACUAAAAACAUUAGCAAACGAAAACUGAUGGUUAUCGUCGAAUUUUGUCCACUGGGCAGUGUUCAAGACUUUUUAUUGAAAUGUCGGCCACACUUUAUCAACCAAAUCAUUCCAGAAACGGGAGAGAUAAACCGGCUACGUCGGUCAGAGUCAGGUAACCUUUACAAUAGUCAUGGAUUGAAAUAUGUAAAGCUGUACUUUGGCACCAAAAAUAUUGUCGCAACGCGGGAUCAUGCGCAAGGCGAAUCAUCACAACAAGUGUAUCAGAGAAAGCGAUCAGAUACUAAAAAUGUAGAACACCGAAGCUCCGAUUUGCAGUACAUGGAAAUGAGUGGGCGGAAGAAUACAAAAGCUUCGGCAAUAUCCAUGAAGACAUCUGAUUGCGUUGGGGAGUAUACGAGCAUGGAUGGACGAACUGAAGAUGUAGAGCCUAUUGUUCCAAUGAACAAGGAAGAGCCAAUAAGAUCCGUCAAUACGACUGAUCUGAUUUGUUGGGCAGUCCAGGUCGCAAGCGGAAUGGAGUAUCUUGCAUCGCGAAACGUUCUGCACGGUGAUCUUGCUGCCCGAAACGUGCUAGUGUGCCACGACAACGUUGUGAAGAUAUGCGAUUUCGGUCUCGCACGAUCGAUGUAUAAAUGCGAUAAAUACAAGAAGAAGCAGGAGGCACUAUUGCCAUUCAAAUGGCUUGCGCUGGAAUGUAUAAGCGAUCAUGUGUUCAGCACAUACUCGGACGUGUGGGCCUAUGGUGUCUUCUUAUGGGAACUCUUUUCGUUGGCCAAAUCACCAUAUCCAGGAAUGGACGCCAAUGAAGAGCUGUACAACAAGUUAUUGGAAGGAUAUCGCUUAGAAAAGCCACGUUAUGCAAACCAGGCCAUUUAUGAUAUCAUGCUUCCCUGCUGGAAUGAAACACCAGACUCUCGACCUUCGUUUCAGGAGCUGAAACAGCAAUUCAAUGCCAUGUUGCCAGACGAAAUACGAGAGCACUUAUCGAAACUCAAUGAGCCGUACGUAGCGUUGAAUGCAGAGAAAAUUAAACGUGGUGUCAAAGACUAUUUGGCUAAUAUUGGAGCUACGGAUAAAUUGAUUGGAUCUCCUCCAGAUUAUGUGAACAUCGCGGCUUCUACCGACACUCCUGAUACUCCGCAGCAUAAUUAUGAAAAUUUUCUCAACAUGACAUGUAAUGGGGCGAAUCGAACCAGUGAAAUCAGAAAAAGUAUGACAGGAGAAAUGAUUGAACUUUCAACAACGAGUGAGAUGGUCAGUAAAGAAUGUAUGCAACUGUCUACGAUGCCACCAAGUUGCAGCAGCCGCACUCCCGAACCUUUCGAAUCAGAGGCAUCUGAUGAUGAUGAGGGCGAGUCAUCCAAAAUGUGUCCUAUGUAUGCCGUCAGUAAUCCUGGGUACAUUACAUUCACUAAAGAUGACUGAAAUCACUAGUUAAAUGCUUUGAUUCAGAAGGCUUGUGAUGAUGAAUAGUGAAGUGCAGAAUAAUUAAUUAAUAUAUGAUCAAUCGAUCUGCUCUACAAUGAGCUACUACCGAAAAUGUAACCAUAAAAUUAUGAAAAAUACUACUCGGCGAAUU